AUGCCAGUAGAUGGGUUUAAUCAGAUCAUGGUAGUAGUGGACAGGCUGUCUAAGGACAAACAUAUUAUUCCUUUCCACACGUCAAUGACAGCGGUAGACCUAGCUCGCCUGUUCAUUAGAGAAGUUUGGAAGCUUCAUGGUUUACCAGACUCUGUUGUAUCAGAUAGAGGCCCGACAUUUGUUUCUGAAUUCUGGAGAUCCGUUUGCGAUAUCCUUCAAAUAUCACUACUACUGUCAACAGCGUACCAGCCAGAAACCGAUGGUCAGACAGAAAUCGCGAACAAGGAACUAAAUACAUUCAUCCGACAGUACAUUGACGCUGCUCCAAAGAAUUGGGUAAAGCUUUUGCCAAUGGCUCAAUUCGCUAUGCGUAAUGUGGUGAACUCAUCUACUGGUAUAUCGCCUUUCUUUGCCAAUCAUGGUUACCACCCCAGAAUGAGUUUUGGACCUCCAAGAGUGCUUCCUCGUAACGCCUCGGAACAUCGCCAACUUCGCCAUAAGGACGCGUCAGACUUUGCACACAAGAUGGAAGAUAUCUUGAAACUACUACACACCAAUCUUAUUACAGCUCGCGAUUCGCAAGAAAGCUUCGCCAACACUAGUAGGAGAGCAGCACCGGCGUAUCGCGUGGGCGACAUGGUCCUACUAAGCACCAAGAACAUUGACUCUUCAAAACCUAUUCCAAAGCUCGACGCUAAAUUCAUAGGACCUUUCCCAAUUGAACGAAUAAUCAACUCACACGCAUACAAAUUACGACUUCCUUACGAACUCCAGUCUAUUCAUCCUGUUUUCCACACUAAUCACCUUAAACCUAGUGCUGGCAUACCACUCCCUGGGCAACAAAACAAACCUACACCCCCUUUGUUUGUAGACACUUCCGGGCAUGAAUUGUGGUCCAUUGAUGAGAUAUUGGAUGCUAAGCGAGUCAAAGGAGUAUUCAAAUACCUAGUUCGAUGGAGAGGCUAUGACCCGGAUGAUCAGACAUGGGAACCCUUAGUUCAUAUAGUCAAUGCUGUGGCCUCUAUCAAAGAUUUUGAGCAGCGUUUCCCACGUAAGUUGAAGCCUACGAAAGCUGAGAUUACCAAAGCCCGCGAAUCACAAGAGAAAGAAGCCGAGAAAUUGGAGUAA
Messenger RNA from Hymenoscyphus albidus, 1128 nucleotides. Lineage: Eukaryota; Fungi; Ascomycota; Leotiomycetes; Helotiales; Helotiaceae. The record is from the annotation of a GenBank genome assembly.